UCACAUUAAUCUUCAAUCGAAAUAUCAAGUAACAUGUGCUGCCCAUUCACGUAAAAUUAUUCUCCUUUAUUUUAAUUUAAGUUCAAUUUAAAAAAAAGUAGUGUUGACGUUAUAAUUUAUAAAUUCCCAUCGAUUUGUUUACAAAACAGAUAAGCAAUGAUUGUAAUUUCAUGAUUCAUUAUCGAAUGUGACGUAAUAUAAUAGUAUUGUGGUGGAUCAUUGGAUGUUACAGUUUUGUGGCGCUAUUAAGAUAAAUUAAAUCAGUUACAAUCAACACAAAGAAUCAAAAUAUUCGAUUUUGUAUAACUUUUUGUUCAUAAACUGUUUCAAACGGGAUGAAAUAUGAUAAAGAGCAAUAUCAAGUAUUUAGUCCCAAUUCAGUUCUCAAAAGAAAAAAUAUGCUUUGCAUUUAUAAUGAUGUUUGUGAUUACGUUUUAUUACUUAAAAACGCAAAUAUUAAGUGAGCCUAAUGUCAGAUAUAUUAGUAGAGUACUGCUAUCAAAAAAUAACAUAGAUGAUACCAAUAAAACAUCAUUUUUUGAAGAUAUAUUCAUCUUUGAAGAACAAACCUUAACAAUAUCUGUGACUUCUGUGGUAUCCUUAUACUUGUUCUUAUUUCUAGGUGUUAUAUGUAAUCGUCAUUUAGUACCAUGCGUUCAUAUAAUUUCAACGAGAAUGAAAUUGAGUCAAGAUGUUGCUGGGGCGUCUGUAAUGGCUGCAGCAGUUGCUUGUCCUGAGUUAUUUGUCAAUAUUUUGGCAACUUUUUUUGCAACUGAAGGAGAUGUAGGGAUUGGAACAGUAGUUGGGACUGGUUUAUUUAAUUUACUGUUAGUUCCUGGGCUUUGUGUACUGAUGUCUCAACAUAAAACAAUACAUUUAGAAUAUUGGCCAAUAACACGUGAUAUCCUCGUAUACCUGUUAACUAUUUCAUUAUUAGUUUGGUCCUUAGCCGAUAGUAAAGUUUAUGGAUACGAAGCAUUGACACUAAUUAUCGUGUAUAUUUUAUACUUAUUAAUUCUUUCUUAUAGUACCUCUUUAAGUAAAUUUUUCAAGAAGUUCUCAUUACGCCAUGAAAAUAAUAUUGAAAGUAGCAACGAACAACGACCUAUUCUUCCACUAAAUGGAAUUGAAGCUAAUGGUUUUUUAGUUCACGAACAAAUCAUUAUUCCCAAGUGGAGUGAUUCGAUUUAUGAAUAUUUAUUAACUGUGAAAGAAAUAGUCGUUUGGCCUAUAGUUUUAGUAUUAAAAAUAACAGUCCCUAGUUGUAAUAGUCAUGAUAGGGUAUUUUGGGUACCUAUCACAAUGUUUAUGUGUAUAUUUUGGAUAGGAUGUGGAUCAUUUGUAGUAGUAGAGUUAAUAACCAUAAUAGGAAAUGAAUUUUCUAUACCGGAAUCUGUUAUGGGCUUAACAUUACUUGGAAUUGGUAUGAGUGUACCUGAAAUGGUCUCUAGUAUUGCGGUAGCUAAACAAGGUCAGGGAACUAUGGCUUUAUGCACAGCAUUAAGUUCAUCUACAUUUGACGUUUUAAUAUGUCUUGGUCUACCAUGGUUCAUAAAAGCAAUGGUAUUUCACAAAAAAGGUUUAAAUGCUUCAAUAAGAGUUCAUUCAAGGGGUCUUGAUGAUAGUGCGCUUGCUGUUAUGUUCAGCACAAUUGGUUUCAUGUCACUGAUGUGUUUCAACAAAUUUAUUCUAACCAAACGAACGGGCAUAUUUUUAGUUUUUAUGUGGAUAUUAAUUUGUUCAGCAAUGGUUUACAAUGAAUACGCCACAUAGGUGUGAAGAAAAAAAAGACAUAGAAAAAGAUCACUUUAUGAUAUUUGUGAGCAAAUCAAAAGUGAAUUCCAGUUCCAACGUGAAAAUAGACCUAAGGUUGAAUCUGGAAUACUUGAGUAUCUAAUUUAAUUUGUUAUUCUUGCAUGGCUCAACCAUUGUGUUUUACCAAAACAGUUUAUAUACUUGUACAUAAUAAUAAAAAACAUGCAAAUGAAUGAUUUUUACCUAAAUGUUAGUUUAUUAUACUUUAUGAACUGAACAUGUAACUAAAUUUCUUUUUGAACUAUGAUAACUAUAGAACUAAACUGGUGUAUUUAUUUGUAAAUUUUAAGUUUAUUUCAAUAGUAAAAGAUCAAAUGUUGAUUUGAAUAUAGAAAAACUUGUAUAGAUGUACAUUUAUUUUAAAAUAUAUGUACAUUUAACUCAA
Molecule: messenger RNA, 2200 nt
Organism: Daktulosphaira vitifoliae (grape phylloxera)
Lineage: Eukaryota; Metazoa; Arthropoda; Insecta; Hemiptera; Phylloxeridae
Product: sodium/potassium/calcium exchanger 5-like
Exons: 10
Coding region: 343-1773 (476 amino acids)
Biological process (GO): calcium ion transmembrane transport; intracellular calcium ion homeostasis
Cellular component (GO): membrane
Molecular function (GO): calcium, potassium:sodium antiporter activity; calcium channel activity
Source: RefSeq, a predicted model, not a curated record